Arachis stenosperma is the source of this 525-nucleotide messenger RNA. RefSeq lists its product as uncharacterized. The transcript has 3 exons. The record is from RefSeq and is a predicted model, not a curated record. Lineage: Eukaryota; Viridiplantae; Streptophyta; Magnoliopsida; Fabales; Fabaceae. The coding region runs from base 1 to 525 and encodes 174 amino acids.
AUGGCCGUGGCGAUGCAAGCGACAGCCGAAGCUUUAGGAAAUCAAAUAAACCAUGGAAAUAAUGGCAACAACGGCGAUGAGGGUCCUAUGACGCUUUAUUCCUUCCUGAAGGCUCAGCAAGUUUCUGAAGAACAGUGGGUUGAGUUUGGAACCUACCAGUUGCAAGGUGAGGCUCAACAUUGGUGGCAGGGCAUGAGGCGUAUUCUACAGUCUGAUGGGGUUAUAAUUUCUUGGAAAUUAUUCCGAACAGAGUUUUAUAAGAAGUACUUUCCCAGUUCAGUCAGAAAUGCUAAGGAACUUGAAUUGCUUCAGCUAAAACAAGGAGUUAUUGAGGAUUUUGCUGAGUGGAAAUGUAUCAAGUAUGAGGGAGGCCUUCGGAGCGAUAUUAUGAGCUUCGUUGCACCUAUGGAGAUCCGGGUGUUUUUUGAACUUGUGAACAAGAGUCGAAUAGCUGAGGAAUGUGUGAGGAACGUAGCUGUGGCAAAGAAUGAUAACUGGGAGUCCCACCGAAGAGAUUACUGUUAG